CGGCUCCGCGGCCCGGGAGCGCCGGCGCUGGAGAGCGGCGGAGGCCGGCCUGGCGGCGGCCAUGGACCGCUUCGUGUGGACCAGCGGCCUCCUGGAGAUCAACGAGACCCUGGUGAUCCAGCAGCGCGGGGUGCGCAUCUACGACGGCGAGGAGAAGAUAAAAUUUGAUGCUGGGACCCUCCUCCUUAGUACACACCGACUGAUUUGGAGAGAUCAGAAAAAUCAUGAGUGCUGCAUGGCCAUUCCUCUGUCCCACAUUGUAUUCAUUGAGGAACAGGCAGCUGGAAUUGGGAAGAGUGCCAAAAUAGUGGUUCAUCUGCACCCAGCUCCUCCUACCAAAGAACCUGGCCCAUUCCAGAGUAGUAAAAACUCCUAUAUCAAACUCUCCUUCAAAGAGCAUGGCCAGAUUGAGUUUUACAGGCGUUUAUCAGAGGAAAUGACACAAAGAAGAUGGGAGAACAUGCCAGUGUCUCAGUCAAUACAAACAAAUAGAGGACCCCAGCCAGGAAGAGUAAGAGCUGUAGGAAUUGUAGGUAUUGAAAGGAAACUGGAAGAAAAAAGAAAAGAAACUGACAAAAAUAUUUCUGAGGCCUUUGAAGACCUCAGCAAGCUAAUGAUCAAGGCUAAGGAAAUGGUGGAGUUAUCAAAAUCAAUUGCUAAUAAAAUUAAAGAGAAGCAGGGCGACAUCACAGAAGAUGAGACCAUCAGGUUUAAGUCCUACUUGCUGAGCAUGGGAAUAGCUAACCCAGUUACCAGAGAAACCUACGGCUCAGGAACACAGUACCACAUGCAGCUGGCCAAACAGCUGGCUGGAAUAUUGCAGGUGCCUUUAGAGGAACGAGGCGGAAUAAUGUCACUCACAGAGGUGUACUGUUUAGUAAACCGGGCUCGAGGAAUGGAAUUGCUCUCACCAGAAGAUUUAGUGAAUGCAUGCAAGAUGCUAGAAGCACUGAAAUUACCACUCAGACUCCGGGUUUUUGACAGUGGCGUCAUGGUAAUUGAGCUUCAGUCCCACAAGGAAGAGGAAAUGGUAGCCGCGGCCCUGGAGACAGUUUCAGAAAAAGGAUCCCUAACAUCAGAGGAGUUUGCCAAGCUCGUGGGAAUGUCUGUCCUCCUGGCCAAAGAAAGGUUACUGCUUGCAGAGAAGAUGGGUCAUCUUUGCCGAGAUGACUCAGUAGAAGGCUUGCGGUUUUACCCAAAUUUAUUUAUGACACAGAGCUAAGGGUUUUGUAUUUGAAAUACUUUCUGUCCAUACUUUUAUCUGAGAUUGUGUGACACUGAGCUAUGAGAUAAACCCCGAUAAACUGAAGAUUUAUUAGAAUUUCACAGAAUGAUAUAAAACUCUUUUAAUCUCUCCCUAAAUAUUAUGGUUCUGAAAACUUAUUUAGGAUACAUAAAGGAAAAUACAGAAAAAUGAAUGCCAAUAUGAAUUUAAAAUCAUGCUAUAGUUGUGCAAAACCCUCCGAGUUUAACUUGAAAUACAGUAGAUUUUGAUUCCCAAAAGUAACCAUUUAGUGAAGAAGGGAAUUUAAGUCCUUGAAGGAGGAAAAAGAUAAGUUGCAUGUUUGGAUAGGUUAGAUUAUUAAUUUGGUAUGACUAAAAUUCACUAAAUUAUGAAUGUUUUCCUCUGUGUCUGAUGCACCCAUUUUUGGGGGUUUUCUUGAAGGAAGUCAUAGCUACAGUGCAGUUUAAGAACCUGACAACAUUGGAACAAAAUAUCAAACUUUACUAUGCCCCAUGAGGCUCUUCCUAAGGGCUUUUUAAAGCAGUCAUGGGCAUGUCUUUGACAGACCAAACGAAACACCUAUAAAAAAGGAGAGGGCUGGGAGUGUGGCUCUGGAAGAGCUCUUGCCUAGCAUGUAUGAGGCCCUGGCUCAUAGCUCUAGCACAGGAAAAAAAAAAAAAAUUUAAGAAGAAAAUCUUAUUUGACUUACAUUUAUAUUCUAAAUAGGUUUUGUUUGUUUGUUUUUUAAGUGAUGAUUUCAUGGCUGGCAUUUAAAGAAUGCAACUGUGUCAUUUUGUUUAAAAAAUGCUGUGGAUUUUGAAACUGAAUUAAAGAGCUGUGUAGACAUGCCCAGAGUUACGAUUACAAGUUUGGGAGGUAGAUGGCUUAGGAAUUCCCUAGAAUUGUUCUGCGGGUGGAAGGGCAGUGGGAACCUUUAGCUAAUUUCACAGGAACCUUAGUGCUCUAUUACCUGGAAGCCAAGGAUGGGAAGAGAAAGUGGAAAAGUAAUAUGCCUCCUUCUCCCUCCCUUAAGGAAUCUUAACACUGAACUUAAAAAAAAUAUAUUAUAUAUUUCUAUCAUAUUUCAGAAAUAUGUAUUUCUUCUUUGCCUUACACAUUAUAAGUUGUGUGAAGAAACUAUCUUGGUAAAAGGUGUUAAUAUUGAGACAACAAUAACUGGCCAAUGUUGCCUGUAGAGUGCUUGACUUUUGAAGUAGACUGGCUGACUUCAUAUGUUACUGCUCUACAGUGUGCAGUGUAUCAGCAUUACCUCCAACUCAGGGACCCCUACGGGACAGGAGACCCCUUUCUGAGACCGAGUUGGACACAGAAGAGUAGCGUUGUUUUUAGCCAAUUCUCCAGGGGGGAUAGUGUACGAGUGGGGAAAACCCUUGGCACCAAGAGGAGGGAUGCCCAGGUGCACACUCCAGGACUUUCCUACUAGGUGAGGUAGAGGCCACUGCAAAUGCCCUCUUGGGAGGUGCCGAGGUCCUCAGCCACAGAUAAGGGGAUUCCCUACCUCUAAUCCCUUCCUGAAAAGUGUCUGUUGCUGCUUGGUGUUUUCCAGUGUCAUGGGAAUGCUGUGGCCAAGGCAUCCUGCUUUAGUCUUUGUUUUCCAAACCUGUCACUGACUCUUCAUUGUGGUGACAGAUCCCCUAAUUACCUCAUUGCUCAGCCUCAGGUUUAUUUUGGAAGUAAUAGUGUCUGGUCACCCAAGUCUUUUAGGGGGUUAGUUGGACCAUAAUGUAAACUUGUUUGUACAUCUCCCCUCUGGGUUGCACUCACUCUGUCACAUGACUCUGGCAGACUUGUGUGUACAUACAUAAGUACACACACACAAACCACAGUAUCUUGUCUGGCUAGGGAUCUUAAAAAUUAACAGAGAUAAAUAAUAAUCUGUUUCACAUGUUGGAGUAGUUGCAGAUAAGGUUGUUGGAGCUUCUGGAUCUAGUUCUAAUAGUUGGGAUUCAUUACAGCAAGCUGACAUAAUUCAACAUACUAUUUACUUUAAUGUGACAACAGAUGAAAAAAAUGAAACAAUAUGAGUUGUUGAGAGUGAUCUAAAGAAAAAUGACAUGAAUAUGCUUUUCAGAUGUCACAUUAACUAAAGAAUAAGUACAAUUGAUUUUAUUAUUUUAUUUUAAAAAUGGGCAUUUUUUCACUUUUUCCAGACCUCCAUUUGUAUUUUUAUUUUUUGCCAAAUGAGGUGUUAUUUUUAUCUUUUAUUGUUAGAGGUUAUGUUUAGAUACAACCAAUCAGGCCCUAAGUGCAAAAAAGUUCUGCCUUGGUGCUUAUCACUGGUAUAAUUAUUUUUGUUUUCCUAACUUUGCUCAUAGGAGCAUGAAUCUCUUUGUAGCUUUAUGGUAAUGGAGUAUUUCUAGCAUUCAAUAAAUAUCACUUCCUGUCAAGAAAAAUUUUUUACAUUGUAUAAGUGAAGGUUGUUUUCAGGGUUAAAUGACUGAUAUUAAUGUAUAUAUAGUAAAAUGAUUGCAAAAUAUUAAAAUAUUUGAUUUUGAUUUUCUUACCUUGGUGUUCUUUUAUAAAUACUUUGUGAAAAACAUGUGAAAAUGAUAAACUUUUAGUCAUACCAAGCCAGUAUGUUAAGAAUUUUUCUUUUAGAUUUUAUAAUUAAGCAUUGCUUAUAAAUAUUUAUGACUUCAAGUGCUUACUAUUUUAGUUAUCUUUAAACAUGAGAAAUGAGUCAUGAACUGUUUUUUUUUUCCUCCUCUUAAUGCUGGAUGUGAAUCCCAUCGUGUGUAGACCCUGUGUAUUUGUGUGAAUGUCUAGCUCUAGUUCCCUGUCACCAGACCAAGCUGAUCAGAAUGUCGAUUCAUCGUUUCAUCACUCUCAAACUCAUAUAUUUAAAAUGGUUCUCUUUUGCCCACCAAUCUCAGCAUCUUCAAUGGAGUCACAGCUUAUAAGGUGGUUAGGUUUUACAGAAAAUUCGCCUAAGGACAAAAUAGUGCAUGCUCAACAUGAUCCUUGAAAAUCUCUUAAAUUGCCAAUAAAGUUCUCUUUAUAAUCUUA
Messenger RNA from Marmota flaviventris (yellow-bellied marmot), 4252 nucleotides. It is a transcript of the gene Vps36, whose product is annotated as vacuolar protein sorting 36 homolog. Gene Ontology annotation, biological process: protein transport to vacuole involved in ubiquitin-dependent protein catabolic process via the multivesicular body sorting pathway. Gene Ontology annotation, cellular component: ESCRT II complex; late endosome membrane. Gene Ontology annotation, molecular function: phosphatidylinositol-3-phosphate binding; ubiquitin binding. The record is from RefSeq and is a predicted model, not a curated record. NCBI's taxonomy places the organism in Eukaryota, Metazoa, Chordata, Mammalia, Rodentia, Sciuridae.